AUGCCUGUCCCCACUGCCGACCUUUUUGACAAGCAACAAAACCAAGCCAACGGCACCGAUCACUCAGGUCCUGCUGCGCGCACCUCCCCUGAGCAAGACAGCAACGACAGCUAUUUCAGGGCUCGGCCUAGCAGCUCGACUGGCGCAUCGCAUCAUCCCGAGGCCGGUCGCGCUCUGACUAGGGAGGAGGCGGAUCGUCUGUACGAGGAGCGAAUGGAGGAGGAAUAUGCGAAAAGAGAGGGUGGUGCUUAA
Penicillium paradoxum is the source of this 252-nucleotide messenger RNA. RefSeq lists its product as uncharacterized. The record is from RefSeq and is a predicted model, not a curated record. The transcript has a single exon. The coding region runs from base 1 to 252 and encodes 83 amino acids. Lineage: Eukaryota; Fungi; Ascomycota; Eurotiomycetes; Eurotiales; Aspergillaceae.